Molecule: messenger RNA, 2075 nt
Organism: Sorghum bicolor (sorghum)
Lineage: Eukaryota; Viridiplantae; Streptophyta; Magnoliopsida; Poales; Poaceae
Product: transcription factor MYBS3
Exons: 3
Coding region: 156-1241 (361 amino acids)
Biological process (GO): response to gibberellin; response to ethylene; response to auxin
Molecular function (GO): DNA binding
Source: RefSeq, a predicted model, not a curated record
CAAAAUAUCAUAUCCUCGGAAAGAAGAGAGAAGGAGAAGGGGGAGAGCAACCCAGAGCACACGGCGUCGCAUUUGGAACGCUCGCUGCUCGUCGCACGUACGAACCCGUGGCGUCCGCACGCGUUGCACGUACCAGAGCCUCCCCGCCGGAGAGGAUGACGCGGAGGUGCUCGCACUGCAGCAACAACGGCCACAACUCGCGCACCUGCCCCGCCCGCUCCGGCGGCGGGGUGAGGCUAUUUGGCGUGCGCCUCACAACGGCGCCGGCUCCGGCGGCGAUGAAGAAGAGCGCCAGCAUGAGCUGCAUCGCGUCCUCGCUCGGGGGCGGGUCCGGGGGCUCGUCGCCGCCGGCGGGAGGAGUGGGUGGUGGCAGGGGAGGAGGAGACGGCGGGGCCGGCUACGUCUCCGAUGAUCCCGGGCACGCCUCCUGCUCGACGAAUGGCCGCGUCGAGCGGAAGAAAGGUACACCUUGGACUGAAGAAGAGCAUAGAAUGUUUCUGAUGGGUCUUCAGAAGCUUGGUAAGGGAGAUUGGCGCGGGAUAUCUCGAAACUUUGUUGUUUCCAGGACCCCGACUCAAGUGGCAAGCCAUGCUCAAAAGUACUUUAUUAGACAGACAAACUCAUCAAGACGGAAGAGGCGGUCAAGCUUGUUUGACAUGGUUGCAGAAAUGCCAGUAGACGAGUCCCUAGCUGCUGCGGAACAAAUUACUAUCCAAAAUACUCAAGAUGAAGCUGCAAGUUCAAAUCAACUGCCGACCUUACAUCUUGGGCAUCAGAAGGAAGCAGAGUUUGCUAAGCAAAUGCCAACUUUUCAGCUAAGGCAGCAUGAGGAAUCUGAAUAUGCAGAACCUUCAUUGACAUUACCAGAUUUAGAGAUGAACUCCAGUGUACCAUUCAAUACCAUAGCUGUUCCGACGAUGCCAGCAUUCUACCCUGCGUUGGUCCCUGUUCCACUAACUCUUUGGCCUCCAAGUGUUGCCCAUGUGGAGGACGCAGGCACAACCCAUGAAAUCCUAAAACCAACUCCUUUGAAUGGUAAGGAGGUGAUUAAAGCAGAUGAUGUUGUUGGUAUGUCUAAGCUCAGCAUUGGUGAGGCCAGCUCUGGCUCCAUGGAACCCACAGCUCUUUCCCUUCAGCUUAUUGGAUCGACAGAUACAAGGCAGUCAGCUUUUCAUGUGAGUCCACCAAUGAAUAGACCUGAACUAAGCAAGAGAAACAGCAGUCCAAUUCAUGCCGUUUGAGGAAACAUGGAACAGGACCACUGGGCCAAGUCUUACAGAUUAUACUAUUGGUCCCAAUACCCCAGAAUGUUUUUUUUUUGAAAGAUCCGGUUACCCGGCAUUAUAUAAAUAAGGAGGAGACAGAGUUCACAACAUAAUGCGCGAGUGGCGCCCCCCGUGCAGCAGACUGCUACAUGGGGUUAGGAAUACAAAAACUAAUUACUCCCUAAAUUAUUAGCAACUAGUAGGGGUUUCACGGUCCUUCGUCCAGCACUAAUCCACCAUGAGCAACCAUCUCUGAUCACAGUAUGCCCCUCCAUCAUCGACAAACGGCACCAGUCUUCAACUUCCUGGUGCCACGUUCUGAUGAUAAGAUGCAUUGAUCCAAGGAGCUGCUGCUGCUUCCUCUGCAUUUGCAUAUCUAAGGGACCUCCAUCUCUGCUGCUCCAAGCUCAGCUGCAAUGGCUGCGAGUGCCCUGGAAAGCGCCUUGUCGUCCAAACAGGUUGCUGCUGUGAUGGCCUUGAUCGCCUGCUCUGGGAGGUCGUUUCCGUGACUCUGGACAUAGGCUUUGAUUGCCGCAUCUGGUGCCGCCGACUUGCCAUCGAUGAAGGAUAGCAUGUACUUCUGUAACAACUAAGUUAUUCUGUUCCAGCUUAUGUUCCUUGUCAUCGACAAAUGUAGAGAUACAUAUGUCAAGAGAAAUAUCACACCAUCAAUGUCAGACUGAAUUCUUUCCUGUUGGGGUGCUCUAUGCACCUACCUUUUCUGAUUCAUCAUCAUCCAUGCUUUGGAAAAUUGAUGUGUAAAUUUUGACAUGUAGAUGCUAUAAUUAGGCAUGUUAUGUUCCAACUCCA